Messenger RNA from Neltuma alba, 2697 nucleotides. RefSeq lists its product as uncharacterized. Gene Ontology annotation, molecular function: catalytic activity. The transcript is spliced from 7 exons. The record is from RefSeq and is a predicted model, not a curated record. Lineage: Eukaryota; Viridiplantae; Streptophyta; Magnoliopsida; Fabales; Fabaceae. The coding region runs from base 390 to 2339 and encodes 649 amino acids.
GAAAGGAAGAGAAAACGAGAAAGAAAGAGGUUGGAGGAGAAAGGCAGAGAUUUCAAACCUUUUGAAAAUCUCUAAGACUGCUUUGAUCCUUCAACAAGUCUUUCUGUAACCCUAGUUCACUUUCAUCUUCCGCGGCAUUCUUCGCCUCUUCAUACGCAAUCAUUUCUCCCACGUCAACUUCCUAUUCUUCUGCUCGCCGGAAAUGUCAGGAUGAGCCUCUGCCGGAGCAUCCGACGGAGUCACUGGUUAGGGUUUUAGUUUCUUAUCGAGGCCUCACCAUUAUAGAUCUCUGUCUGAUUACCGAAUUGGGCAAAAAAAAAAAACGAUCAUAACCGCCUCGUCAGCGCGGGUUGCGGUCGCUGGAAUUGUGUUUUGGUGUUGACUUAAUUAUGGCGAAGGGAGGUCAAUGCAUUGAGAAGGUUCGGAGGGGCAUUUGGAUGGUGUUCUUCAUGGUGGCAAUGCUGGCGUCUUUGCUGGUUACAUCGUUGCCGGUGCUCGUGGCGCUUGUUGAUGUGUUGGUACCUUGUGUUUUGAUCUCCAGCUUUACGUGCGUGAGGUGUUACGAUUUUAAAGAACAUUUGCGUCGAUACACAUUCAAGAGUUCCUUGACAGACAUUCCCCUCGUUUCUAUCAUAAGAUCUCUCAUCAUUAUAUGCGUGUAUAGCAUUUGCGAUGGCCCUGCUUUAUCACAUGGUCCUUACCUUGGAGCCGUCUCUCUGUGUUCCUUUCUCUCAGUUGUUCUUCUUUCAGUAAAAGCUUGUGUUUUCACCGUAAAUUCUCACAUUGAAGCUGAAGCUGCAGCUUCUCUCUCAAAGCAGAGACUCCAUUUGAAGAAGUCAUGGGGAAUGCCUGUACUUUUCCUCUCAUCAGUUGUUUUUGCCCUUGGCCACAUUGUGGUAGCUUAUAGAACCAGCUGCAGGGCACGGAGAAAGCUAUUGUUUCACCGGGUUGAUCCAGAAGCUGUACUUUCAUGCAAAGUUUUCUCUUGCUAUCAGAAGGUCCCACGAUCUCCUACUCCUUCUGUAGUGAGAACCCCAAAAAGUGACAGUGAAAUGAGACGGAGACCUUUUGGGACAGCUUGUGAUGAAGAAAUGCCACUCAAAUUACUUGGAGACUCUGACGGCUUAUUCAUUACAUGUCAAGGACUUACAGUCCAUUACAAAGUCAGCUUGCCUGGUUCGCCACCACAUACCCUGUCCUCUGCAUCCAUCGUUGAACCAAAUUUUAGCAAUGUCACUUCAUCGGCUGGGGGACUUACUAAAUUCAAUGGGCAUUUGGCAAGUAUGUCUCCAAAGAUCCAGAGGCAACUCCACAGGAGCUAUAGCAAUCAAUUCCAUGGCUCAUCACUCUAUACUCCACUUCUGGAUGGUCCUGUGACUUCUCCAGCUGUUUCUGAAGAUAUACCUGCUUUGUGCUUGGAAAACAUUCAUGAAGAAACUAAUAAAUUAGAUUCUAUGAAUUUGGAGAAAAAUAUGGAUGGUAGCACUAAUGGUGAAUUAGGGGUUGUUCUUGUACACGGAUUUGGUGGUGGAGUCUUCUCUUGGAGGCAUGUUAUGGGAUCUAUUUCUCGACAAAGUAAUUGCACUGUUGCUGCAUUUGACAGGCCUGGCUGGGGACUAACAUCAAGGCCUCGUCGAAGGGAUUGGGAGGAAAAAGAUUUACCUAAUCCAUAUAAGCUUGAUAGUCAGGUUGACCUACUUUUAUCAUUUUGUUCUGAGAUUGGUUUCUCUUCUGUGGUACUUAUCGGUCAUGAUGAUGGAGGGUUGCUUGCUUUGAAGGCUGCACAAAGAGUUCAAUCAUCAAUGAAUUCUUCUAAUGUUAUCAUCAAAGGGGUUGUAUUGCUAAAUGUUAACUUGUCGAGAGAAGUGGUUCCUUCCUUUGCAAGGAUCCUUCUGCAUACAUCACUUGGAAAGAAGCACUUGGUUCGCCCUUUAUUAAGAACUGAAAUCACUCAAGUAGUGAACCGACAUGCUUGGUAUGAUGCUACCAAGCUGACGACAGAAGUUUUGAGUCUCUACAAGGCUCCACUAUACGUAGAAGGAUGGGAUGAAGCUCUUCAUGAGAUUGGGAAAUUGUCAUCUGAAACCAUACAUACCGCCAAAAAUGCAGAAGUAUUGCUGCAGGCUGUGGGAGAUGUGCCAGUGUUGGUCAUUGCCGGUGCUGAAGAUUCCCUUGUCUCUCUCAGCUCUUGCCAAACCAUGGCUUCAAAACUUGUAAAUUCUAGACUCGUUGCAAUAUCUGGAUGUGGCCAUCUACCCCAUGAAGAAUGUCCAAAGGCGUUGCUUGCUGCUAUAUUACCCUUCAUCAGUAGAUUGUCUGUACCAGACCCGCAAAACUAAGACGCAUAGGGUUAUCUAUAAUAGGGACUAGGGUAUCGAUCUACUUUUCAUUUUCUUUUUACCUUGACCUUUUUGUUUCUUUUCUUCUUCCCUUCUCUCGUUAGCCAUAUUACCUCAGGAGAAAGAGAGCAAAGGCAUCUCUUUUUUAUCUCCCGAGUUUUUAUUUUUGUCGUGGUAGCUUUUGGGGUUUUGACCUAUAUUGGGACCACCCCCCCCACCCAAAAAAAGAAUUAAUUUUUUUCUCUCUUGUUUAAUUGUAAAUGCUUAUGUUUGUCUGAAUUAUUCCCUUCUGAAAAGAAAGUGGGAAUGAACACAUUUGUAAAUUGCUAGAUGAGAAAUGUAUGAGUUUCCUCUGGCC